CCUCGUCCCUCUGACCCAUCAAAGAUAGUAGAGAUCAAACUUUACUCUACCGCCCCUGAUGAUACCACCCGUUUCAACCUCAUGAAAUUCAACUAUGCUCGUGAAUUCGACCCAUUGACACUUCCCGACCCACUCUUGACUCGAAAACAACCUGGGGAAAGGAUAAAACCUACCAUCGCUUUGGAUGACAAUGGGAAUGUCAUCGGCAAGUAUGUGUAUGACAACAAUGGGAAACUUCUACUUGGAGCAGAUGGACGACCAAUCAUCGAGCACAUAGAGACGAUGGAUGUGAACCUUGUGGGACAAGCAAAAGGUGUGCAAGAGGGAUCAGGAUCCAGGAGAAAGUUUCGUAAUACUGCUAGAGAGGUGUUUCAUCAAGAUGUUGAAACUGUCAAGUUAAAGAGGGAAGAGGCACAGCCGUGGGUCCUCGAAGCUAAGACACCCAGAGAGAAACCUCCUAUUCCAGAACAUUGGGUGGGUAGAAUGGUGGAGGGGUCGACGCUUCCGAUGGUUCUGUUCGUGAACGAGGGUAAAAACGACGGUUUCAGUGUCGUCCCUUUAGGAAGAACAUAUAGGUUUAAUCCGGAACGUCCGUUCAAAGUACUUGAUUCAGACGAGGCGAACAAACUGUUCGAAUUCCAGGCCAAAAAUAAAUUUGUUGACCGGUGGAGUCAAAGACCUGACGGAGCAUCUUCCGUCGCUCAAAUCAAACCUGAACCUGGAAUGGAUAAUCGGGCCGCGAGAAUAGAGCAGCGUGUUCUACAAAAACAUGGGGAAUCUAGCACAUCUCGUGUUAAAGUGGAACGUUACGAGGAUGAUUAUUUGAGGGAAGGACGAGCAGUUCAACUGGGCGUGGAAGGUGGUAUAGAUGAAGAACUUGAUUUUGACGCCAACGAGCAUUUUCAAGAUGACGACGAUGUGAAUGAUUUCCAUCGUAAUGACGAAGAAGAAGAAGAGGCCAAGCUUCAAGAAGAAAAACUCAAGAAAGAAUUCAGAAUGGCCAAUGCGAACGUUGGCGAUAAACCUCAAAUUGAUUCCGGUUCAGACUCCGAUGACUUGUUUGGAGAUAAGGAACAAAAAUUGACUCAAGAGGGUAAACGAGUUCGAAAGAUGAUGCGUAAACGUGGUGAGAAGGGGGAUGAAGAGUUAUGGAGAUCUUCUUCAUCUUCCGAGAGUGAUAGCGAGUCGGAUUCUGUGAAAACGGAAAAGAAAGAGACCGACGACAAAGACACAGAUAAGGAAAAAGGACUGGAAACUUCUGCCGCUGAGAAAGAAGUCAGAUCUAGGGCGAAUUCCAGAGGUCCAAACAAUGGUCGUCCCACCGCUUCUCCCUCUCGUCGCUCUCAUACCCCAGCUGUGACGUCUCAACCUGGGUCUGGUGCCGCUCUGGUGGCUCAACGUGCUACGGGUCAAGAUACUCCCCAUCGGUCUCGCGGAAACAGUCCCAUUUCACGAUCACGGACCCCUACGGAUGCUCGCAGUGCGUCUCCCACUCCUCGAGGUGUCUCUCCCAGUCUUUCUGGGGCAGUGUCACCUUCGAAGACCCGACCAACUCAGAAGAGCCGUGAUUCCAGCUCAAAAUCACAAUCUCCCAAUCUCGAAUCCGCCAGUGCGCAAGGGUCAUCGUCAGCCCUCCAACCUGGAACGGGAACUUCGAAUAAACGGAAAACCUCACCGACACCUCCUUUCCCCAGCGACAACCGAUUGAACAAAAAGAAAAAGCGAUUGUCAGCCACUCCCACACCUGGCCCGGAAGUGGAGCCGUUCGAAGGCAUGAUCACUCCUCAAGAGGUGGUCGCCUGGUUCAAAGAGGUUGGUAAAUCUCACACAGGAGUAGCAAUGAACGAUCUUGUUUUAGGUUUCAAAAAACGUAUAUUGGCGAGUGGGGAUAAGAAGGAUGAACAGCAGAAAAUGUUUUUGAGUAGCGUGAGAAGCGUCACAGAACAAGGGGACGGUAAGAUGAUGCGUCUGAGACCAGAGUAU
This is a messenger RNA of Tremella mesenterica DSM 1558, 1983 nucleotides long. RefSeq lists its product as uncharacterized. The annotation marks the transcript as partial. The transcript is spliced from 5 exons. The record is from RefSeq and is a predicted model, not a curated record. Gene Ontology annotation, molecular function: DNA binding; RNA polymerase II general transcription initiation factor activity; TFIIF-class transcription factor complex binding. NCBI's taxonomy places the organism in Eukaryota, Fungi, Basidiomycota, Tremellomycetes, Tremellales, Tremellaceae. Gene Ontology annotation, biological process: transcription initiation at RNA polymerase II promoter; positive regulation of transcription elongation by RNA polymerase II. Gene Ontology annotation, cellular component: transcription factor TFIIF complex; nucleus.